Messenger RNA from Prorocentrum cordatum, 1288 nucleotides. Lineage: Eukaryota; Dinophyceae; Prorocentrales; Prorocentraceae. The record is from the annotation of a GenBank genome assembly.
CAAGCAAGAAACACCAUCGCUUUUGUUCCACGUCUUUCGGCAUCUGGUUUCGUGUCUCGAUCCCGCCCAGGCCCGCACGAUCGACAUGGGUACGGAAAGAAUGGUGACGAAGGCCGACAGCAGUUCCUGCCCAUUCUGAUCCGGAGUCGCAUUCGGUGCCGCCGCGACCGCUGUCCAUUUGAGACAGAAGGCCGCCUGCCCAGCUGUGGCCGCUGGCGGCCUGGGACAACAGUUGCCGGUCGGGCAUCGUGCGUCCCCCUCUCUCCCGUGCCCAUUUCGGGCGUGCCAGUUCUGCGCCGCCGCCCCAAGGAGGCCCUCGGCGGCCCGGCGGCAGGCGCCGCUUCGGCUCGAAGCUGCGCCGCGCGGCAUGGAGGGCGAGCGGCAUGGUCUUCGGGCAGCCAGCAAGGGGCAGCCUGCUCUGCAGCUGUGCGCGGCGAAGUGUCCGCGCAGGUCGGAGGCGUCGCCCACGCCCAGGCUGCGCCCCGCGCUGUCGCCGCCGCCACGGCCCCUGCUGGGCGGGCAGUGGUGGCAGGAUGUGGAGGACUCUGCGGCGAUGUCGUCGGGCGCGGCCCCGGCGAACAUAUGCACCAACUGCGAGCACUGCGACGGCGCCGCCGUCGACGGCGACAUGCCGUCCGAGAUCUCCAUCGGCAUGUCCUUUCUGGUUGCGCCUCCGUCGCUGGGCGCAGGCCUCAUAUGGCCCCACAUGGAUUGGGAGGGGCACUCCGUCCAAUGCGGCAACGCGGCCCUCGCCUCAGCGGUGGCGACCCACAUCCGCGCCGUCGGCUGCCCCCUCGGCGACCCGAUGAACUCGGGCGGCAUUGGGGCGCCUACGAUGCUCACCCGCGAGGGUUUGGGAAGCUCUGCGCCGCCCUGCACCGCCCCGAGCUCCGAUGGCGCCCUAGACUUCGACGGCGCCCUGAGCCCCGCUGGCGCGACUCGCGUCGCCAUGGGGUCGUUCGUCGUGGACUCCAGCGCCGUGGGAUCUUCAGCCCAGACUCUCGGGGCUCGGGGGCGCGUUUCCAGCGAGCUCCACGGGGGAUCGACGCCGCUCAAGCGGGGGCAGCGCGGCUGGCGCGACGAGUCGCGGGAGCAGCGCGGCUGGCGCGAGGGGCCGCGAGAGCACCUUCGCUCUGUCGCGACUCACGACUUCCCGGGGGGCCACAGGCAGCGCCGCGCUGCCUUGAAGUACAUCCGCGACGCGCAUCAGAACCGGCGCGCCCCCUUCUCGCCCAUGCCGGUGGCGCUCUCGAAUUCCGAGCCCACCGUCGCCGCGGCUGUCAUUUGA